AUCUCACAUCAUCAACACGAUCAAAGUACGGAGUAUAGAACGGUUCCCUUCAUCUAUGCUUCUCUUUGGUUGAAGCAGAAGAUAUCGAGAAAUAUUGUGGAUUUUUAAUGAGAUCGCCUGGAGAUGAUUCGUCUUUGAGCUCCAAUUCACCGUUGAGUACUUUUGCGCAUCGCAACCCGCAGCAACAGGCCUGACAUCAGCAAACUUCUCUACCCCCUCGGGAAUCAAUUAUCCGCCCAUGGCUACUAAUUCCCUGGCUGUUUCGCCGCCCACCCGAUCCAAUGAGGAGCUCAACAUCACCGUUGUGCGCCGAUACAAUCCCUCGAUAUCCACAAUCCUGUCGCUUGCUCAGUUUGCCGUGGUAUACAUCUUCAGUGCGACUACUCAGACAUGGGAGAAGUUAGGAAUCGAGGGCACUUUGUUCGUGUGCCAGCGCACGAAAGGAGAUCUGGGCGAGGAAAGGUACAGCGUCAUGGUUCUCAACAGGCGUGGAAUGGACAACUUUGAGGCCAGACUAGAAAAUGGGGACGACGUUGAAAUCACUGAUGAAUAUGUUAUCUUGAAGGCGGACGAUGACAAAGGCCGCGAAGGCGCCAUCCGCGCAGCAAAUGGGCGGACGUCUAUGAUAUAUGGAUUAUGGAUCUUUUCUGAACCUGCACCGAGCUCGACAGCUGAGACAAGGACGCUGAAUGCGCAGAUGAUUAAAGAAUGCGCAGUGCAUGGCGGGGAAAGUAGGAAACUUGCCGAGGAGAGGCUGGCCGCUGAACGCAACCAGAACAUGCUCGUUGAGGAGGCUCCGUCCGCCACACCAAUGAACCGGCAGAUCUCUUUGAAGGAGCUUUUCGGUCAGCAGAGAGCGCAGGACGAUGCGUGGAGCGUCAAAGUUCACAGCCCGGUGGCUGAAUUCAAUCCUCAAGCUCAGCCCCAAGGGCCCACCAAUCAACCAGUUGGCUGGCCUGCACCUCAAGGAGUCCCGCCAGGACUACUUCCAGGAGCGCCAAACGGAAAUGACGUGUUGGGCGACUUAUUCCGAAAAGCGGGCAUUGGACACCAAGGAUAUUCCUAGGUACUAUAUUCAACGCCUAGUAUCCUAUUCAGAUCCUAGCUGUCGACACAAAUCAUGCGGGAUUUGCCUUUCAAGACUGAUAUCGGAUCAUAUUACAUUACUCUAUAGACAUACCUGAUGCUUGAUGCGGACUACAAGUACAGAAUUUUCUAACUCUCCAGGAA
This is a messenger RNA of Coccidioides immitis RS, 1230 nucleotides long. RefSeq names its product decapping enzyme Dcp1. Gene Ontology annotation, cellular component: P-body. Gene Ontology annotation, biological process: positive regulation of catalytic activity; deadenylation-dependent decapping of nuclear-transcribed mRNA; deadenylation-independent decapping of nuclear-transcribed mRNA. The transcript has 2 exons. Bases 239 to 1066 code for a protein of 275 amino acids. The record is from RefSeq and is a predicted model, not a curated record. Gene Ontology annotation, molecular function: enzyme activator activity; mRNA binding. Lineage: Eukaryota; Fungi; Ascomycota; Eurotiomycetes; Onygenales; Onygenaceae.